UUAAAAAAACAUCAGCUUGCUAUAAAGUUUGUUGAUGUAUUAAAUUCAUCGUAUCAGGUAUAUGCAUUAACUUUUUUAAUAAUAGUUAUUGGAACCAUGAGUGUAAUUGGACUUCGAAUCCUUUAUAUAUUAGACCAAUUGGAAACAGUGAUAAAAUUCGUGCUUAUAUUAAUGGUAUCAUUGAGUAGUCUGUUGAUCACAUGUUACUCCGGACAGAGAAUAAUGGAUGAAAGUCAGAAUAUAUUCUAUGGAGCAUAUGCUGCAGAAUGGUACAAGUUCUCACCUAGACUAAAAUCUUUAUUGAUAAUAACUCUUUACAGAAGUAGUACACCAUGCGAAUUAAAAGCAGGCAAUAUGAUUCCGUUAUCCAUCGCGACUUAUGCAACGGUGGUACGAAUGUCUAUGUCUUACUACACAGCGUUAUUAUCAAUACAAGACUGAUUAUUGAGCGUUUAAUUAGUUUUUCAUCGAUACAUCUUGUUUUGUCUCAAUGACAAUAAAUUAGUAGUAAAAAGAUUUGCGGUGCUAUAUUUAUUCAA
This is a messenger RNA of Temnothorax curvispinosus, 539 nucleotides long. Its product is annotated as odorant receptor 67a-like. NCBI's taxonomy places the organism in Eukaryota, Metazoa, Arthropoda, Insecta, Hymenoptera, Formicidae. The coding region runs from base 97 to 441 and encodes 114 amino acids. The transcript has 5 exons. The record is from RefSeq and is a predicted model, not a curated record. Gene Ontology annotation, cellular component: plasma membrane. Gene Ontology annotation, molecular function: odorant binding; olfactory receptor activity. Gene Ontology annotation, biological process: detection of chemical stimulus involved in sensory perception of smell; sensory perception of smell.